CGGCACCACGGAAUGCGGGUGGAUUCAAUCAAAAUUCAAAUGUCCCCUGUUGAGUGUUGACGUUUUGUCACGGUCGCCGUCCGUGUCCGGCCCAACUUUUGAACGUUUCAAAGGAUCUCAUCAGAGCCCGAGCGCAACAGCACAGGUAUUCGCAGUGCUCUCCCCACCAAUUAAGCUCGUCCAGUGAGCCUCGUCCGUCGUCCUCGUCCCAUUCCCACCCAUCCCACCCCACCCCCCAUUGGCCAUUGCUCUGACUGCUCCGCCGUGCGUGCGUCACCCGCGCUCGAGAGGGGUGUGUGUGUGUGUGUGGUUUGGUUGCGCACCCAACGGCUCGCCCGGCAUCCUACCGCUUGUUCGCUUGCGAGAUUGUGCGGAGUGGUUGCUGGCCGGCAGCCGCGAGGACGGGCGGGGCGGGGCGGGGCGGGCAUACCGAUAAAGGCGAGAGAUCGAACGAAGGCGUUGUUGUCUCAUCCGUGCUAGCGUCCGUCUCGAUCGCUCGUUGUCUCAGUCUCGGCUUCGACGGCGGACAUCGAUCGGGACAUAGAAAGGGGAAGGCGGACGAUACGCGAGCCGCGAGCGUUGUGCGCUGCCAUGGACGCGCCCUUCUUCCACGAGCUCAGGCGCCAGGCCUCCUCCUACCUCACCGGCAAGAUCCGCUCCGCGCGGCUGGCGCUCACCGACGUCACCCCGACGCAGCUCAUGACGGAGGAGGCGACGAGCGGGGACGCGUCGCCGCCGAACGUCAAGACGAUGGGCCUCAUAGCCCGGCAGGCGUUCGAGGUGGACGAGUACGUCAGGAUCACGGACAUCCUGCACAGGCGCUUCGCGAGCUUCGACCGCAGGCAGUGGCGGGAGGCGUACAAGGCGCUGCUCCUCCUCGAGCACCUCCUCACGCACGGGCCCCGCAGCGUCGCGGUGGAGUUCCAGAAGGACAGGGAGGCCAUCGAGCAGAUGGCCACCUUCCAGCACAUCGACGAGAAAGGCUUCAACUGGGGCCAGACGGUGAAGGGCAAAUCGGAGCGCGUGCUCAAGCUGCUGGAACGCGGCCCGUUCCUGGAGGAGGAGCGCGAGCGGGCGCGCAAGAUCGCGCGCGAGAUCAAGGGAUUCGGCAGCUUCAACCUCAGCAGCGCCUCCCACUCCCACGCCAUGUCGCAGCCACAACCCGGUGACGGUGACGACGGAAGCCGCGGCUACGGCCGGAGCAACUCGCAGUACAAGGAGCGGUGGAGGCACGACGACGACGACGGCGGCCGUUUCGGGCGGAGCAACUCGCGGAUGGAGGAGCGGUGGAGGCACAAGGAUGGCAACGACGGCGACAAGGAGAAUCUGAUACAGAGCCCGGAGCCGACGCCACGGGUCGCGCGGGAAGUGGAGGCGGAGGUGGAGGAGCUGCACCACCACCACCCGUUCCACGGGUUCGGGCAACAGCGGCCGGAGGCGAUGCUGCUCCUGAGCCAGUGAUGGGAUCAGCCGGUUCGUGUCAUGAUGGUGUGAAAAGAACCGUGUGCUCGACUAGCUUUUCUCCCUUCCUCUUCCUCGAAGGCUGCAGGGUCAGUAUUUUACUGACACUGCUAUGUUGGGUGCAUCAUGCAUGAGGACUUCGAUGUUCUCAUGGUUUCUGUUCGCCAUGCGCCAUGAAUGGCUGCUUGGCCUUGUAAAUUUCUAUCCUUUCAGUUCUGAAUUCUGAUACCAGGAUGUACAACGAGAGACAACAUACAGGCAAGUCUCAAGGUUCCAGCAAAGCUCUGGAAACCACGUAUUCUAGGAGUGAGAGAAUGAGAUCCUCCUGCCCAAGUGCAUCUGGGCAAAUCUUUUAGUCUGAACCAUAUACUGAAAUAAAGCAAAAGGCAGAAGUAUUCCUAAUCCA
Messenger RNA from Sorghum bicolor (sorghum), 1867 nucleotides. Its product is annotated as clathrin interactor EPSIN 3-like. Lineage: Eukaryota; Viridiplantae; Streptophyta; Magnoliopsida; Poales; Poaceae. Gene Ontology annotation, cellular component: plasma membrane; endosome; clathrin vesicle coat. The transcript has 3 exons. Gene Ontology annotation, biological process: endocytosis. Bases 592 to 1461 code for a protein of 289 amino acids. Gene Ontology annotation, molecular function: clathrin binding; phospholipid binding. The record is from RefSeq and is a predicted model, not a curated record.